AUGGGCCCUCCCGGACCGAUGAGAGGACUUCCCGCCAGAGGCGGUCCCGGUGGUCCUCUUCAGCAAGGACCCGGUGGUCCCCCGAUGCGAGGACCCGGAGGCCCCAUGCGAGGACCCCCCGCAGUCAUGAGAGCCGGACCCGGCGGACCAGGCCUAGCUGGCGGACCCGGUGGACCCAUGCGAGGACCCGGUGGACCGAUGCGAGGACCGGGCGGACCUGGACCGGCUAGGAACGGACCUGGCGGUCCAGGACCAGCAAGGAACGGACCCGGAGCGGACCUGGGGGACCAGUACUGGCAAGAGCGGGACCAGGAGGACCGGGCGCGCUUCGCGGCGGCCCCGGUGGAUUGGCCGCACCCGGCCCAAUGCGAGGACCUGGAGGACCAGGACCACUCCGAAGCGGCCCUGGUGGUCCAGGAGGCCCAGGACCACUCCGAGCCGGACCUGGAGGCCCUCCCCGUGCUGGACCAGGGGGUCCGCUCCGCCAAGGACCGGGAGCUCCUCUGCGUGUUGGACCAGGAGGACCACCGCGAUCUGGACAAGGAGCUCCUCUGCGAACUGGACCGGGAGCUCCUCUGCGCGCUGGACCCGGGGCACUUCAGCGAGGCCCAGGCGGUCCUCAGAGAGGACCCGGUGCUCCACAACGAGGCCCAGGUUGUGCGCGAGGACCUCGGACCUCAGACCAAAAGGGCUCGCUGGGAAAAUCAGCAGACUAACGUUUAUCAGAACGAACAAACACGAUACAAUGAUGAUCUCGAUCAGAACGGUGACUACGACGUCCUGAACGAUUCUGGUUAUCAGAACGGUGACUAUCAAACAAAUGGUUACCGAGGGGACAACAAGAGAUACGGAUAUCAGGACAACGGUUACAACGGCAACUAUCAGUCCAAUAAUGACGUCGGAUACGACAACGGAGGCAGCUUUGACCAAGGCUACGGACCCAAGGACAACUACCGACAGCAAGCGGGUGGAGACUACGGUUACAACCAGGGACCUCAGGGAGGAUAUAACUCUUACGACCAAAGGUCCGGACAGAAUAGGAGCCAAGGGUACAACAACUACCCUCAAAGACAGCCUUACUAG
Messenger RNA from Galendromus occidentalis (western predatory mite), 1083 nucleotides. Its product is annotated as translation initiation factor IF-2. The transcript is spliced from 5 exons. The coding region runs from base 1 to 1083 and encodes 360 amino acids. Lineage: Eukaryota; Metazoa; Arthropoda; Arachnida; Mesostigmata; Phytoseiidae. The record is from RefSeq and is a predicted model, not a curated record.